Molecule: messenger RNA, 1437 nt
Organism: Fusarium coffeatum
Lineage: Eukaryota; Fungi; Ascomycota; Sordariomycetes; Hypocreales; Nectriaceae
Exons: 1
Coding region: 1-1437 (478 amino acids)
Biological process (GO): L-serine biosynthetic process; dephosphorylation
Cellular component (GO): cytoplasm
Molecular function (GO): magnesium ion binding; L-phosphoserine phosphatase activity
Source: RefSeq, a predicted model, not a curated record
AUGGCCGAACAAACAAGUCCUGCCAAACAAAAUGCCACACGGCCGCAGCUGGGCUCAAUGAGGAGCAGCUCCUACCUAAGUGAUCACCAGGAAUACCGCCCUCCCCGACAGGAUUCAAACCGACAGGACCAGUUGUUUCACGGUAUCGACACGGUUAUAGAAGAUACAAGUAACUCACCUGUUCCUCAAACGAGGCCAAUCCUCCCUUUCAAUGGCAUUCCCUCCGAGGAAAACCCUCCUACUGUGGUUGAUAGCGGACUGAGCCACUCGUACUCGCACCCUAACUGUGCUCCUCGAGUUGGCGAGAAAUCGGAUCGUCUUAUUGCGACCCUCUUCUACAAGCCAAGAGGCGAAGAUCAGGGUUCGCGAUCGCCCGUCAAAACAACAUUUGCAGAUAGCAAUGAGUCCCUACCAGCCAACCUGGCCCCUACGACCGACCUAAACGAGUAUCCUCUUGAGCCGCCUACUCAGGAGUCGGAGCAGCUGGACCAUAUUUAUGGCUCCUAUAUCUCACCUCUUUGCAUCACCUCGUUCCUUCACCUCAUGUCUUCGUUUCCUCUUCCCCAAGACGCCGAGGAGCCUCAUUCUUCUCACAGGUGCUUGGACAACCAGGAGCAACCGCGCAUUGUUGAGCUAACACUCUCCCCUACGCCAUCUCCUGACUAUCUUAGCCUGGAUGACCUGAGAAAGCAUGAGAUGAUCUAUCGCUUUGAGCAGGAGUGGAAUGUGGACGUGGUGCUCCAGAGAGAUAGUGUCUGGAGGCGUCAUCCUCGACUGGUGGUAUUCGACAUGGACAGCACUCUUAUCACCCAGGAAGUGAUUGACCUUCUGGCUGAUUAUGUGAAAGACCCCCCAGAUCUGGCCGCUCGGGUUGCUGAAAUCACGCACCGUGCGAUGAUGGGCGAGCUGGAGUUUGAGGCUUCUUUCCGCGAACGUGUUGCUCUUCUCAAGGGCCUCCCUGCUACUCUUUUCGAAGAACUUAGACCAGUCCUGGAUGUUACUAAGGGUGUGCCAGAGCUGGUCAAAGCUUUGAAGCGACUGGGUAUCAAGACAGCAGUGCUGUCUGGCGGUUUCCAGCCGUUGACCGCAUGGCUUGCUGGACAAUUGGGCAUCGACUACGCUCACGCAAACCAUGUCGUUAUCGAAGACGGCAAAUUUACGGGUGAUGUUGAAGGGGUCAUCGUUGGUAAAGAGUGCAAGAGGGAUCUUCUUCUUGAAAUUGCCGCCAAGGAGGGUAUUGAUCUGUCUCAAGUCAUUGCCGUCGGCGAUGGUGCCAACGACUUAUUCAUGCUGGAUAAGGCAGGUUUGGGGGUCGCGUGGAACGCAAAGCCCCGAGUGCAGAUGGAAGCCAACGCUCGUCUGAACGGAGAGAGCCUCCUCGAUCUAUUGUACUUGCUAGGCUUCACCAUUGAAGAAAUUGGUGCGUUGACCGCAUAG